CAGCCUGCGGGCUCUCUGAACCUUCUUACCCUCGCACAUGCAGACAGCUCAGGGCGUGCUGGUGUGCUCUUCAUCCCCAACAUUGAGCAGGAGGAGAGCGCUGCUGGUCAUUUAUCUCCAAAGAGCGACUGGAGGCAGACGCGUCCUUCCACCUGCUGCUAAAAAGACGUCAACAUGUUCUGCAGACGGGCAUUGCAGGGAGUCGGGCCGCUGGCACGGUGGCUUCUGAGGCCCAUAUCCAAGAGCACUGCCCCGGUGCGACACAUGGCCUUAGGCGUUCCUGGAGGAUCCACCAACUUGGCGUACGUUGUUUUGUGUGGAGGAGGCCUUACCGCUGCAGUCGUCUAUGCCUAUAAAACAGUUAAUGGUGAUACCGAACGUUACGAGGACAGACUGGCCAACAUAAGCUCCGAGGAGAAAGCUGAAGUCACGUCAGAGGCUACAUUGUCUCCUCCAGCUGAAUCCGCCCCAGCAGAGGACGAACCGGCUCCCGGAGCUGAGAUCACACCAGAACCCGUUCCCGCUUCCCCAGAACCAGUGGCUGAGACGUCAGCCGAACUCACCGCUGACGCCAGCCCAGAAGAACAAGCAGCUGCCGAGGCGUCUGAGGCAGAUGCCACCGAGGCUCCAGCUGAGCCAGCAGACGCAGAGGGAGCGCCUGUUGCGGAGGAAGAGACUGCUCCGGAAGUUGAACCUGAAGUUUCAGCCGUGACCCCUGCUGAGGACGCAGCAGCAGAGAGCGCUGCUGUACAGGCCUUGGCUAGCUCCACCGCAGGGAUCAUCAACGCCUUCGUGGGUGAGGAGAGUCUGGGGGAAGCUCUGCACCAAAUGGAAAACGAUGGAAAGGAGCUGAACAACUUGAAGGAAGAUCUCCAACCACAUCCUCUAGAGACCACAGUGGAAACAUCUAUAGAGGCAGCUGUUUAUAUUGAAGAGCAAUUAUUUGAGGUGGAAGAAGUGCCACAUGGUCUAACUAUUGAAGAACUAUCUGCUGACCGGAUUCCAGCAGCUGACGCAGAGCAGGAGGAAGAGGAGAAGGAAAGAGCUGUUUCACUUCCUGAGGAAAUUGCUGAGGCUGAAGAAAACACUGCGAUCCCCGACUCUCCUUCGGAGGAAACCGUCUCCUCUUCUGAAGACUCUUUCUCCUCUGAUGAGGCUUCGUCUGCUGAGGAGGAGGCCACUGUCACUGCAGAGGCAACACCAGAGGAGGAGACUAAAUCUGAGCAGAUCCCUCUGGGGACAGUUGGUGAGACGACUCAGCUGGCAGCCGCCUCCACCGAGCCAAGCCUAGAGGUUCUUUCAAACACAGAACCAGAACCUCCAUCACCUGUGGCUCCAGCGGACAAGGAAGAACCCUGCCACAGCUGCCACUCUUCUCCAUCCUCCAGCAAGGAGGCGGCGCCACCUGCUGCUCUGGGAGAGGAUCUGCUCGACAUGGACAUCGCACAAGAAGCAAAGGAGUCCUUUGGCAAACCGUUGGCAAAACAAACCAUUGAGAAUGGAGUUGCGGUGACAGCCAUGUCGUGACAGAAAGUUUGCCUUCCUCAAUCAAACCUGGAUGGCAGAAGACACCAACAAAAGAAGAGGAGGUCACACUCUGAGGCGCUGUCUUUAUUAGCAGGUGUUAUUAUAGCUUUUGUCCACUAGGUGUCAGUAAUGCAAAACCUUCUAAGAGUUUUUAGGGAGUGAAAGUCUUUGAUAUUGUAAUGAACAGUAGCCUUAGAUAUUUCAGAUUUGCAUCACUGCUGCCCAUACACCCAAGUAUUUUUCAGUAUUUAGUUUUAAAGCUUUAAAAUGAGAAAGUCACGUGCUGUUAGAGAUAUAAAACUUUAAUGUUUCAAGAAAAAUGCCCAUAUUUUGACGCACACUUCAUUUUUUUUUUUAAAUUGUAUUGUUUAUUUCCAGAUGUUGCCCUGUUCAUCAAUCAGAUAUAGUGACGGAAAUCUGUGAAAUCCUCCAAAUUUAACAGAGCUGUUAAAACAAAAACUUAAUAACGAGGAUAACCAUCUACCUUCUCUUUGUCUGUAAUUUUGAGUGUAACUAAAGACUAUAUAAAAGAAAAAGAAAAAUGACUGUCCAGGCUGGGACAACAGUUUGAGGCAAGCAUUGCACAUCAUAUAAAGGAAGAUAUUAAGAAAAAUAAUGAUUGUAGAUGGGAUGUUUAUAUGUUUUUUGAACUCUGCAUGACUGGGACAUAAUGAGGAAUGUACUUGACAAGCAAAAGAUAGCGGUGUCGUCAUAGCAUACUCAUAUUUCAAAUAAAGUGGUGGACAAUCUU
Messenger RNA from Xiphophorus maculatus (southern platyfish), 2278 nucleotides. RefSeq names its product fibrous sheath CABYR-binding protein-like (gene mgarpb). The transcript has 7 exons. The coding region runs from base 175 to 1527 and encodes 450 amino acids. NCBI's taxonomy places the organism in Eukaryota, Metazoa, Chordata, Actinopteri, Cyprinodontiformes, Poeciliidae. The record is from RefSeq and is a predicted model, not a curated record.